AUGACGAUGGGCGUUAAAGCUUCAGGGGCUUUCAGGGGCUACCCUUGGAGCACCCACUGGGCCUUAUCGGUAUCGCGAACACUACUCCCACGGCAUCAACACCUGCGCGGCUUCCUGACGGGUGCCUGCAUGGCGGGCUUGGUACUGGGGCUUGUUGUGUUGCUACAACUACAUGGGUCGUUUAAUGAUUUCUUGUGGCCGUUUUGGAAGAGCAACACCAACGGCAGCGAUGGAAAGCCUACUGAACCGCCGCCUACUUUCCGCUGGGCUGAUAUCACACCAAGUCCAACGCUGACUUGGCAUCAGUGUUACUCUCCCGACCAUGACUGUGCGCGUCUGGAUGUGCCGAUGGACUGGCAGUCUCCGUCGGACUCGGCCAGAGUUGUGCUUGCUAUCAUCAGACUUCGCGCAGUAGCAACGUCCGCGUCAAAGAAUAAGACGGAUUAUCGAGGGCCGGUGUUCUUCAACCCUGGGGGGCCGGGGGGAUCGGGCAUUUGGUCAAUGCUGGAUCAUGGCAGAGAGCUGCAAGCUAUACUGGGCAAGGAACAGUACGAUCUUGUUUCGUUCGAUCCUAGAGGGGUAGGGAACUCUGUCCCCAGGAUCGAAUGCUGGAGUCAGCAGCAGGAUAGAGGGGUGUGGGAUCUGCAGAACAGUGUGCUCGGGACGGUGGAUGCUCAUCCGGGGGUGGUGUAUGAUGCGUAUGCUCGCGCGCAGGCUUUCAGUCAAGUUUGUGAGAACAAUCCUGACUUGGCAGGGGAGGAUGGGAUCCUCAGGCAUAGCAGCACCGUGUAUCAUGCCAGGGACAUGCUCGAGAUACUGGAACAGAUGGGGGAGGAGAAGCUCAAGUACUGGGGGUUUAGUUACGGAACCGUUCUCGGCGGUACCUUUGCCGCCCUGUGGCCUCACAGAAUAGAAAGAAUGGUCAACGACGGCAACGUUGACUAUGUCGAAUGGUACCAAGGAGGCUACAUCAACUUUCUCCACGACACCGACGCAGUAAUGGAAGCCUUCUUCACCCACUGCCACCGCGUCGGCCCCCUCCGCUGCCCCUUUUACUCCCCCACCCCCUCCCAAACAAAAUCCCGGCUCUUCUCCCUCCUCACCUCCCUCCGCGAAUCCCCCAUCCUGGUCACCCCCCCGCCUUCCAACCUCAGCUUUUCCCAACAACCCCCAGAGAUAAUAACCUACUCCAGAAUCCUCCACCUCCUCUCCACAGCCCUCUACCAACCCCACCUCCGCUUCCCCCUCAUCGCCCCCGUCCUCUCCGCCCUCGAGUCUCGCAACGGCCUCCCCUACCUCGCCUACACCUCCCCAGCCAACAACACCUCCCCCCACCCCUCCCUCCCCCCAUCCACCCCGCUCCCCUCCCCAAGCGAAGGAACACCAGACGCCUUCCCAGCAAUAAUGUGCUCCGACGCCUCCCACCACCCUCUAACCCCUUCCGAAUUCGCGGCGUACGCCCUCAUCCUCCAAAACAUCUCCUACUCCGCCGGCGCGGUCCAGUCUGAAUUCCGGCUUUCCUGCAUCGGGAGGACGGUCCGGCCAAAGUGGGAGCUCUCCCCGGACUUUAGCUGGUCGCAGGGUGUCAAAACGGCGUUUCCGAUACUGUUUGUCAAUAACGAUGCUGAUAAUGUUACGCCUUUGGUCUCGGCGAGGAAUAACUCGCGGGCUUUCCCCGGGUCGAGGGUGCUGGUUCAAGAGGAGGGGUAUGGGCAUACUAGUCUUGCGGCGGGGAGUAGGUGUACUGCUGGGUGGGUGAGGAGGUAUUUUCAGCGGGGGGAGAUGCCGGACGGAAAGGAGGGGUGUAAGAGUGAUAGGAGGCUUUUCGACGAAGAGGAGGAAAUGAUGGGCCAAGAGGAUGAGCUAGGUGUGACGGUGAGGAGGUUGAGAAAGAAAGUCAGGAUUAGGCCGUUUUACCGGGGCUGA
Molecule: messenger RNA, 1926 nt
Organism: Podospora pseudopauciseta
Lineage: Eukaryota; Fungi; Ascomycota; Sordariomycetes; Sordariales; Podosporaceae
Exons: 3
Coding region: 1-1926 (641 amino acids)
Source: RefSeq, a predicted model, not a curated record